Molecule: messenger RNA, 1782 nt
Organism: Cryptococcus wingfieldii CBS 7118
Lineage: Eukaryota; Fungi; Basidiomycota; Tremellomycetes; Tremellales; Cryptococcaceae
Product: ATP-dependent RNA helicase DBP3
Exons: 5
Coding region: 1-1782 (593 amino acids)
Biological process (GO): rRNA processing
Cellular component (GO): nucleolus
Molecular function (GO): RNA binding; RNA helicase activity; ATP binding
Source: RefSeq, a predicted model, not a curated record
AUGUCCUCUGAAGACGCCCCCAAGCUCACCAAGGAAGAAAAGAAGGCCCGCAAGGAGGCCAAGCAGGCAAAGAAGGCUGCCAAGGCUGCCGCUUCUGCCGAAGCUACCCCCGCCGAGUCUACCGAGGCCACCCCUGCUGCCGAGGAGGUUAAGCCCAAGAAGGAGAAGAAGGACAAGAAGGACAAGAAGAGAAAGGACGUGGACGCCGAAGAAGCUCCCAAGGAGGAGGCCAGUGAAGAGCCCCCCAAGAAGAAGAAGAAGAGCAAGUCUACCGACGACGCUACGCCUGCUCCUGCUGCCACCGAAGAGCCCAUCUCCAAGAAGCAACAGAAGAAGCUCGCCAAGGCUGCUGCCGCUGAGGAAGCCACCAAGACCGCCGCUGCGUCUCUCCCGGCUGUCGAAGUGUCCACCACCUUCACCCCCGAACACACUGCCUUCCUUACCGAAAACGCCAUCACCCUCCUCCCCCAUACCUACCCUCCCGUCCUCUCUAUCCCCUCUCUCCCUGUCAACCCCAAGAUCACCAAGUUCUUGUCAAAGUUCACCAAGCCUACACCUAUUCAGGCGUGCUCUUGGCCCCCUCUUUUGACCAAGAGGGAUGUCGUCGGUAUCGCCGAGACUGGGUCUGGUAAGACUCUUGCUUUCGGUGUUCCCGGUGUCAACCUUCUCUCCGGCCUUGCUCCUGUCACUGGCAGCAAGAAGGGCAGGGGACAAGUCCCUGGCCAGAUCCAGAUCCUCGUCCUCGCCCCUACCAGAGAGCUUGCUCAGCAAUCCCACGACAACCUCGCCGCGCUCGCCGCCGAAGUCGGCAUCAAGAGUACCUGCAUCUUUGGUGGUGUUGGCAAGGAUGGCCAGGCCAGAGAGCUGAGCGACACCAAGACCAGGAUCGUUGUUGGUACACCCGGCCGAACUUUGGAUUUGGCUGAUUCUGGAGACUUGGACUUGAGCUCCGUGUCGUAUCUUGUCCUCGACGAGGCUGACCGAAUGCUCGACGCCGGUUUCGAGAAUGACAUCCGUCGUAUCAUCGCCCACACCCCUGGCCACGAGCAAGGUCGUCAGACUGUCAUGUUCUCUGCCACAUGGCCCGAGUCUGUCCGUCGUCUCGCUGCCACCUUCCUCAACAACCCUGUCCGCAUCACUGUCGGCUCUGACGAGCUCAGCGCCAACAAGCGUAUCGAGCAAGUCGUCGAGGUCCUCGACGACCCCCGUGGCAAAGACCCCCGACUGAUCUACCACAUCCGCGCCCACCUCAAAGCCAACCCCAACUCCACCGCCUCCCCCACCCGUAUCCUCGUCUUUGCCCUCUACAAAAAAGAAGCCCAACGCCUCGAACAAACCAUCCGCCGUGGCGGCUUCCAAGUCGGCGCGCUCCACGGCGACAUGACCCAAGAUGCCCGAUUCAAGGCGCUCGACAAUUUCAAGACUGGCAAGCAAAACAUCCUUGUGGCGACUGAUGUUGCGGCGAGAGGGUUGGAUAUCCCGGAUGUGAAUUUGGUGAUUAAUGUGACUUUCCCGUUGACGACGGAAGACUUUGUGCAUAGGUGUGGACGAACGGGACGAGCGGGGAAGAGUGGGAAGGCGGUGACGUUCUUUACUGGUGAGAACCACGAAAAGAGCUUGGCGGGAGAGUUUAUGAGGGUGUUGAGGGAUGCUGGUGCGGAGAUCCCCAAAGAGAUGGACAGGUUCCCUACUACCAUCAAGAAGAAGGAGCACGGAUCUUACGGUGCCUUCUACAAGGACACUACCAACGCUCCUCCCCCUACUAAGAUCACUUUCGAUUAG